AUGUCUAAUAAAGGCGCCAAAUUUUCUUUAAAAGUUGUCACAAACAAACAGAAAACCAAAGUCGUCUUUGCAGAGGCCGACAGUCAGUUCGUAGAUGUUCUGCUGAGCUUUCUAACACUUCCCUUGGGAAAGAUUGUGAGAGUCUUGGCGAGCCAUUAUGGGGACUCGUGCUCGGCAAUUGGUAGCCUAACCACUUUGUAUAACGGUUUGGCCGACUUGGACAUUUCUAAUUUUGAGUCAGAGGCAGGCAAGCGGAUACUGCUCGACCCAAUGAGCCCCUCUGCCGCAAAGUGUCGUAACUUGAAACUCAAUAUCAAUGAUUCUCGGGUCACGGGAUAUUUUUGCUGCCCGGAUUCAUCUUGCGAGUAUUCGAUAAAGAAGAAUAUGAGUUUGUAUUGGGGUAUUGCAACGUGCGGUUGUGGGGAACGUUUGACAAGAGAAGUGCCGUUGAGGAGUGAUGAAAAGCUGUCCAAGCGUGGUGAUGGAGGUUUUGUUGUAAGUGGAUCGACCUUCGUAAUAUCCGAUGAUCUGACGAUAAUGCCGAACUCUCCAUCGUCCGUUUUACAAAUUCUUGGCAAUCUUGGCAUUACAGACACUGAUUGGGAUUUGAAGGAUGUGAUUAUUGGAUAUAAUGAGGUCAUGGAUUUGCUAAGAGGACUGUUUCUUUCUGGAACACCCCUGACGGACAUCGUUCUUAGCAAUGGGCAGAUUAAUUUGGCAAUGCGAGCCGAACCGAUAAUUCCUCCACCUAAGGUUGAAAAAAGGCGAACUUCCAAUUAUUCCGAACGUAUAGAUUUGAAGGUCAUUAUGCAAAAAUCGACCAACAAGCUAUUGUUUGCUCAAGCUGAUGAGGACUUCAUUGAUUUCCUAUUUGGUCUGCUCAUCAUUCCGAUAGGAGAGGUUGGGCGACUUCUGGACUGUAAAACGUUUCUUAGGAACGUGGACAAUUUGUACUUGAGCGCAAAGGAACUCAAUAACGGUAAUUAUAUUUUUGACCGUGAGAGUGCUACCAGUCUUGUCAACCCAACAUUACCUCAUGGUUAUGUUUCAAAUAACCAAAUUUUACCUCUUGAGGAAGAAAAAGCUGGUAAAAUGUACUACUAUCAAGGCCCAGACGCUCGAAAUGGCGAUUUUAUGUCUGAUUCUCCCUCUAUGGGAGGUUCAUGUCUCAAGGUUACUGAAUUCAAGUUCGGUUCACUGUUUAAGGGACCAAGAAUAUAUAUGGUGAACGAUGACUUAAGCGUGAUGCCAGCUUCUAGUACAUCGUAUCUUUCCAAUCUCGGCAGACGGGCGACCCAUGGCUUGAACCGAGGAGGUGCGUUGACCCUCCAACGACCGGAGUGCGGUUUGCCGGCGCUAGCCCUACAGUUAAGCUUGGGAAAGGCGGCCCCAAUUAAGCUUGGGGAAGGCGACGUUGACUAG
Messenger RNA from Striga hermonthica, 1422 nucleotides. NCBI's taxonomy places the organism in Eukaryota, Viridiplantae, Streptophyta, Magnoliopsida, Lamiales, Orobanchaceae. The record is from the annotation of a GenBank genome assembly.